Messenger RNA from Eutrema salsugineum, 1867 nucleotides. Its product is annotated as 4-coumarate--CoA ligase-like 4. The record is from RefSeq and is a predicted model, not a curated record. Gene Ontology annotation, cellular component: peroxisome. The transcript has 5 exons. Lineage: Eukaryota; Viridiplantae; Streptophyta; Magnoliopsida; Brassicales; Brassicaceae. Gene Ontology annotation, molecular function: CoA-ligase activity. The coding region runs from base 1 to 1809 and encodes 602 amino acids.
AUGGUUUCAACUCUGCGGUUUGGCAAGAUUUAUUCGACUGGCUCGUUGCCCCGGCUAGUUCUUCCUCGGAAGUUCUGUUCAUACACAUCAACCUCUCCAUCGAAAACCGGUUUGGCAAAUCCAGAGCUUCAUUAUCCAUCAACGGCCGUUUCUGUAAGAUCAUCAUCAUCGCUCAUCGAUUCUAGAAACGGUUUCUGCAACGCAAAUUCAACGUUCUACAGCAAACGAAACCCAUUGCCACUUCCUGCGAACACGUCGCUCGACAUCACCACUUUCAUCUCCUCUCAACCUCACCAUGGCACCACCGCCUUCAUCGACGCCGCAACAGGCCACCGUAUAAGCUUCUCCCAUUUCUGGAGAGCCGUCGAUCGCGUCGCCGACUGUCUCUAUCACGACAUCGGAAUACGGAGAGGCGACGUCGUACUCAUCCUCUCUCCCAACUCCAUCUCCAUCCCGGUCGUCUGUUUCGCCGUCAUGUCACUCGGCGCCGUCGUCACCACCGCGAAUCCUCUCAACACCGCCGGGGAAAUCUCCAGACAGAUCGCAGACAGCAAUCCAAAGCUCGCCUUCACAACUCCAGAUCUGGCUCCUAAACUCGCCGCCUCCGCCGCUCUCUCCGUUGUCCUCACGGAGGAUCGCACGGGAUCGUCAGAUCUCGGAGUAUGUGUCGUUGGGAAGUUGAACGAGAUGAUGGAAAAGGAACCGAGUCAGAAGCGAGUCAGAGACCGAGUUGAUCAAGAAGAAACAGCGAUGCUUCUCUACUCGUCGGGAACAACGGGACGAAGCAAAGGAGUGAUAUCGUCUCACAGGAACUUGAUCGCGCACAUGGCGAGAUACAUCGCGGAGCCAUUGGAGCCGAAUCAGACCUUCCUCUGCACAGUUCCGAUGUUCCACACCUUCGGAUUACUGAACUACGCCAUGGCCACCGUAGCUUUGGGCUCAACGGUGGUGAUUCUCCGGAAGUUCGAUCUGCACGAGAUGAUGGCGGCGGUGGAGAAGUACAGAGCCACGACUCUGGUUUUGGUGCCGCCGAUUUUGGUUGCUAUGAUCAACGGCUCAGAUUUGAUCAAGGCAAAGUACGAUUUGACCUCACUCAAAGCGGUUAGAUCCGGUGGGGCCCCAUUGAGCAAGGAAGUUACGGAGAGUUUUUUAGAAAAAUAUCCAACGGUUGAUAUUUUUCAAGGGUACGCUUUGACGGAAUCGAACAGCUCAGGAGCUUCGACAGAUUCGGUGGAGGAAAGUCAGAGACACGGUACGGUGGGGUUGUUGUCGUCCGGUGUAGAAGCGCGGAUAAUGGAUCCGGAUACGGGUCGGGUCAUGGGUGUGAACCAUAUGGGCGAGCUCUGGCUCAAAGGUCCCGCCAUUACAAAAGGUUAUUUUAGUAACGAAGAAGCUACAAACGAAACAAUUAAUUCAGAAGGAUGGUUUAAAACUGGAGAUCUCUGCUACAUCGACGAUGAUGGAUUUCUUUUUAUAGUGGAUCGAUUGAAAGAGCUAAUCAAAUACAAAGCUUACCAGGUCCCUCCAGCUGAACUAGAAGCUUUGUUGUUCACUCAUCCGGAAAUCGUUGAUGCUGCAGUAAUCCCAUUUCCGGACAAAGAAGUAGGGGAAUUUCCGAUGGCGUACGUUGUAAGAAAUACAGGAAGCUUCUUAUCAGAGAAGUCAGUGAUGGAGUUUGUAGCAACACAAGUAGCACCAUACAAGAAGAUACGAAAAGUGGCUUUCGUAUCUUCCAUACCAAAGAAUCCUUCAGGCAAGAUUCUGCGCAAGGAUCUCAUAAAGCUCGCAACUUCCAACUCCAAGCUUUAAUAUUGUUACAACUUAGAAGACUUCAAUAAAAGCCGGUCUCAUUGUCUAGUUAUCAGAU